AUGAUCCAAAUCGAUUUGUAUUCAGGUCCACCUUGGGGUUUCAGAAUCUCUCAAGAUCAAGAAUUGAGGCCGAUUAUUGGACAGGUUAGCGUAUUCAGAAAAUUAUUUGAAAAAUAUAUUAGGAUGUUUCUAGAUAAUUCCUGGUGGUCGUGGUGAUAUCGCCGGGUUGAAAAUUGGUGAUUUGAUUCGAAAAAUUGGCAUAAUAUCGGUGGCAACAUGCCAACAAGCUCAUUCUUUGAUGCACGCGACCAGAGACAAAUUGACUCUUGUGAUUGAAAGUUGA
Messenger RNA from Caenorhabditis angaria, 283 nucleotides. Lineage: Eukaryota; Metazoa; Nematoda; Chromadorea; Rhabditida; Rhabditidae. The record is from the annotation of a GenBank genome assembly.